CUCGAACAAUAGCUCUUAUUGUCUCUCUCGCCUCUCUCUCUCUCUCUAAAAACCCUCAAACAAAUCCCGCUUGCUGAAGAAAACACAACUUGAGGUUUUAUGCUUUAUGGAUUUCUGUUUAGUGUUGGGGUUUCGUUUAAUUAUUGGGAUUUCAUGUCAAGGUCAAGUCUUUAAUUCUUGAAUUAUGAAAAAUUGAUCCAGAAAUCUUGAUUAUGGAAGAUGAGCGAGGUGCAGGGGGUCAUGAUGGCGGCCCGGACCCGGGUUUGAGUACUAAAUUGGCUGUGGAAAACAUGGGUAGUGAAACUCAAGCUGCAGAAGUUUUUGGGGACGAAGAUGGUGAGGAAAUAAUGGUGGAGGUUGUGGGUUCGGAUGUUUUUGUAGAUGGAAUUAGUGGCAGCGGAGAGGGUGAUGUAGAGAUGGGAGAAGCCGGGGACUUGGAGGUUGGCGUGGUUGACAAAAACGAGGAAUUUGCGAAGGUUUCAAUUGAAGGGGAUGGGAAGAAGAUGGGGAAAGGUGGUGUGGUGGAGGAAAAGAAAGAAACUGCUGAAGGUGAUUUGGGGGUUUCUAAGUCGAGGGAUGAAAAAUGUGGUGCUACUGAGAAAAUAAACAUCAAUUUGAGUGAUUUUGUUGGUGUUGAGAUGAAAAAAGUUAGUGCAUUGCUGGGAGGAGGGGUUAGUAGUGUCAAGGACGAGGAGAGUUCAAGGAUUAAAAAACCAGGAGGGUCUUCAUUAGUGGUUAGUGAGGUUCCUGCAGAAGUUUCUAUGGAGAUUUGUAAAGAGGAGAAUACAAAGGAUGAAAUGGUUGAUAAGGAGAGUUCUGAGGAAGUGAGGCUUCGAUCUUUAAACCGUCCCGUGGAAGCUAUUUCUGAUGAAAAAUCUGAACUUCCCACUGGUGAUGAUUCUGCUAGUCAAGACCAUGUUGCUGCAGAUUCAGUGAAGUCUGAAGGGCAAACUGAAGAAACAUGUCAUGGUAAUGAUGGGGCAAUUUUAGGCUCGGAUGGUCAGAAAGAUGGGGAAACGCAUCAUGAUGAUUCGGGCGUGGAGGAAAAAUCUAUUGGUGAGAAAGAUGUUUGUGCUGCUGAAAACAGGAACUCGGUUCCUGAAAUGGAUGACAUAGUCUCAGAGGUUCCAGAUGAGAGUGAAAAGAGAUCGGACGAAAUUUGUGGUGCUAAGGUUGAGCUGAAAGAUCAAACUGAUGAUAUUUCUCAUGCUGGUCCAGAAUCCAUUCAUAAGAGUACUUUUGAGAGUCGGGCAGGAGAAACUGAAGGUAAGGAUGAUUUAGAAACACAUAAAGCUCAAAACGAUGUUUCCUCUGUCACACCUAUUGAACUUGCGGAUGGAGGUGAUACUACUGAAGCCAACAAAGGGAGAUGCCUCGAUGUUGAAAUUAAAGAUGAGGCAGAGGAAACCGUGCAAAGUAAGACGGGGGCAGAAACAGGUGAUCAGAAUGUUGUGAUGUCUCCCGUGAAAGCUGUGGAUGGGAUUGGAUCUGAAGGAGAAGGCAAGGAGAUUGAUUCAGAAAAUUUGGGGAAGUCAGUAGCUGGCCAUGAAGAUUCUAAAAUUCCUUCAAAAAAAGAUGUACAUGGAGACGUUGUGGACGAGGGCAUGGAGGUUGGUUCAGAAAUUUUAGGGGGAUCCUCAACUGGGCACGGAGGUGCUGAAAUUCCUGCCGAAGAAGGUGCAAAUGCAAAGGUCGAGACUGCUGAUGUGAUGGUGACUGAAGGGCUUGUAACAGAAGUAUCAAAUCCUGAGGCUGAGAAUACGAUUAUGGAGCAAAGUGAAGUGACUGAUGUGGCAGCUGAUUCUGGUAUUGCUCAAGUCUCCAUCGUUCCAGAGGGAACUGGGAGUGCAGAAAUGCUUAGCGAAUCUAAUGGAUUUCAUUUGAUGGAGGCCCCUGAGGAUCAUAUGUCCGAGGCAAAACCUAUGGAUGUUGAUGAUGGGCGGGAGGUCGAUGCAGAAUUAGCAUCCGAGGGAUCCCUUUUGGAGAGUGAUAAAUCUAAGAUAUCAACUGAAGCACUGUUCAAUUAUGCGGGCGCGUUGAGGAUGAAGCAAUUUGGUUACUUGAUGCCCCCAGGAAAAGACGGUUGUUUUGCCCCGUCUGAUUUGGUCUGGGGUAAAGUCCGCAGCCAUCCGUGGUGGCCAGGACAAAUAUUCAAUUCAGCAGAUGCCUCAGAGAAGGCCGUUAAGUAUCACAAGAAAGACUCUUACUUGGUAGCGUAUUUUGGCGAUCAAACGUUUGCUUGGAACGAUUCGUCUGCCUUGAAGCCUUUCAGGUCGUAUUUUUCCCAGAUUCAGAAGCAAAGCAAUUCCGAAUCAUUCCAUAAUGCAGUCGGCUGCGCCUUGGAAGAGAUUGAGAGACGAGUACAACUAGGGUUGUCGUGCUCUUGCACACCGAAGGAUGAACAUGCUAGGAUUGAAACUCAGGUUGUGGAGAACACGGGGAUACGUGAAGAAUCAAGCCUGAGACAUGGCGUGGAUCAGUCGAGCUGUGCAUCUCAAUUUGAACCCAAGGAACUUAUUGAGUUUAUCAAAGGUGUGGCGCCACGUGCAUCUUCUGGAGCUGAUGGACUGGACCUUGUGAUUGCUCGAGCGCAGCUAUCUGCGUUUUGUUGUUUUAAGGGGUAUCGUUCACCGCCUGAAUUGUUUCAGGAAAACCAUUCCUCGCCUGAAUUUCCCGCAUCCAAUGAAUUACUCGAGAUAGAUGACCUAAUAGGUGACGGAAUAGCUGCUUCCCGCAAACACAGAACAAAGGAAGGUGCUCAGUCGCGGAAAGAGAGAAGCUUGAAUGAUCUAAUGGGCGACGGGGAAUACUGGCCAGAUGCUGAAGACGAUCCAGUCGCUGGAAAGAAACGGAAAGCUCUUGAUCCUCUAGCAGAAGGGUCGGACAAAAGGGUAGCAAAAGUGCCCACACCAACAAGUCAAGCUCCGAAGCCUUCCUUUAAAAUUGGUGAUUGUAUACGUAGAGUAGCCAGCCAGCUAACGGCAGUUGAUGAUUCUCCGAGUGUAUAUGAGCCUUCGGAAAAGCAAGGUGUUGUGGUUUCAGUGGAAUCUUUAUCGGUGAACGAGUUGCUAUCUCGACUUGAGCUGGUGGCGGAAGAUCCUAAGAGAAGGCCUGGCAUCCAGACCGAUAUCCGUGCUUUCUUCAUGCGUUUUAGAAGCUCGAUUGCUUUAAGCAGAAGAGGUAGAAAGAAAAGAUCCGAGCAAGCAGUCGGAGGAUCUGGUGAGGAAUUUGAAUUUGAUGAUGUGAACGACUCUUAUUGGACCGACAGAAUCGUGCAAAAUUACUCAGCUGAGCAACUGAUGCACGAACGAAUGAACGGAUCUGGGAAUCUCGAGCUAGUGACGUUUGGCGCGGAGAAACCUGCAAAGCCGGGCCGCAAACCUUACUCCAGAAAGAGAUUCUCCCUUGGGAACUCGCCGACUUCAGCCCCCGAACCUGAUGAGAGUGCCAAAAGGAUUAAGCAAGAGACAUCUCCAGCAGAGCUUAUAUUGAACUUUGCAGAAAGGAACCGUGUCCCUUCGGAAAUCAAUCUAAACAAAAUGUUUAGACGUUUCGGGCCGUUGAUGGAGUCAGAGACGGAAGUUGACCAUGAAGCCGGCUCUGCCAAAGUGAUCUUUAAGCGGGGCUCGGAUGCUGAAGUUGCUCGCAACAGUGCUGAAAAGUUCAACAUAUUCGGACCGGUUCUCGUUAAUUACGAGAUAGGCUACUCGCCCGUGAUCUCAGUACGAAUUUCACCAGUUACAAUUUCCCUGCCGCAGGAAGAGGCAGCUAUCGCUCUAUAGAUUGGAAGUAUGAAUUUUUGGCUUGUUUAUGCAUUAGCUAUACCACUAUACAUUUCAGGGAGCGUAUAUUAAAUUGAGAACGAGUAUUAAUGAUCAUUUGACGAUUUUGGGGAGCGAUUGUUUUGGAGUCGAGAACAAAUAUUAAGCAUUUUAAGGAUUACAUGAUUUAGGGAGCGUUUGUGUAAGGUAUAUAUUAGAUAAGAGAACAAAUAUGAUUGAACAUUUGGAAGGAUUAGACGAUCAAACCGGCUCAAGAAUGGUGAUUGUUAUCUAAUGUCUGUUGCUCGGGUUUAGGGCUUACUAUGAUUGCUGAGACUUUGCCAUGAACAAAGCUUACCUCUUUUGCAUCU
Molecule: messenger RNA, 4132 nt
Organism: Salvia splendens (bonfire salvia)
Lineage: Eukaryota; Viridiplantae; Streptophyta; Magnoliopsida; Lamiales; Lamiaceae
Exons: 4
Coding region: 213-3782 (1189 amino acids)
Source: RefSeq, a predicted model, not a curated record